AUGCUGGUGACGUGCAUGAGACUGACACGCUCCAUCUUCUUGGUGUACGCAGGACUCUUUUUCCUCACGAGUCUAUCUGCUUGUAUCGCUGCUGCGACAGAAUGGACGCAAGACUCGUUCUCCAAGAUCAUGGAGCUCGGAGGUGCGGUGGGUCUCCUAAACCUUGAGAUCAAGGCAACACCUGCCGAGAUUGGUACAAAUGGUGUUGCAACAUACCUUCUAUACCUCACUAAGUACGAGCAUGAACAUUUAUCGAUGCUUACAGCAUCGCUGGUGCAAGAGGAUGACGACAGUCAAGAACUGGACCUCGAAAUCACUCCUUUGGGUGCAUUGGAAUUUGACCAUGAUACGAUCCAGUAUGCCAUCGAUGUACCCAUGGAGAAGGUAAAAGCAGUGAAUUUACUAGUAAACGCUGUGUUUUUGCACAUUACAUCGCCGUUGCCGAAAGAGUUGGAACAGGGCGAGCACCAAAUGCUGCUAUGGAACGGUGAUGCCGAGCCACGCACGCCAUACGCUACGUCGUCUGCGUCUGUCUCAAUACGCACACCUGACCCUAUUAUCACUAUUGAUUCUUCUGUGGGAUCUAAGCGUAAUGACAACACUGUCGAGUUUGGUCCGUUCAACGAUGUCCGUGCUUACACGCUGGAGUCUCAACCUGUUGCUCAAGGACGCGUUCACUUUACUUACAGCAGACCUGUCAUUGCAUUCGUGGACUACAAACGACAUGUUGAAGUUAGCCACUGGGGUGAUAAUAUGGCAACACAAGAUUCCAUUUUGUUGCGCAACGUCGGGCCCAAACUCAAGGGCCAUUUCAGCCGCUCCCUGCACAUGAUCAACAUGCACAUGAAUCCAUUGGCUGAAAGAGUUUCGCAGGUUCAAUCUCUUCCGCUUUAUCUCCCCUCUGGCGCAAAAGAUGUGUACUUCGUUGAUGCAACAGGCAAUGUGUCGACUUCAUCCUUGUCACCGACACCCAAAAUGCUAGGUAUGCCACGCCGUUUAGAUAUCCGACCACGCUUUCCUGUGCUUGGUGGGUGGAACUAUUCAUUUACUGUUGGCUGGAAUGAGCGGAUGAGCCAGCACGGUAUUGCUCGUUGGAAUCCAGCAAAACCUUGGCGUACGCGCAUUGCCGUUCCGUUUCUGAUUUCCCCCAAGACAGCCGCCAUUGAUGUGGCUAAUCUCACGAUUGCUCUUCCUGAGGGUGCAACCGAUAUUCAAGUAAUGCUGCCCUUCCAGGUAGACUCGAUGGAGACCAGCACGUAUCCAACGUACCUGGACACAGUGGGACGCCCUAUCGUAUCUAUUUCGCGCGCGAAAUGCUCUUUCAUGAACAGCAAAGUCGUAUUUGUGGAAUACACUUUGCCUUUAUCAAGCUAUGCCCGCAAACCGUUGUGUGUGGCUCUAGCUGUCCUGCUAGUGUUCUUCGCAUCGGCCUUUGUGAGUCGUCAAGUGACUCCAACACAGCACAUGAAAUAA
Malassezia globosa CBS 7966 is the source of this 1473-nucleotide messenger RNA. RefSeq lists its product as uncharacterized. The coding region runs from base 1 to 1473 and encodes 490 amino acids. Gene Ontology annotation, cellular component: membrane; oligosaccharyltransferase complex. The record is from RefSeq and is a predicted model, not a curated record. The transcript has a single exon. NCBI's taxonomy places the organism in Eukaryota, Fungi, Basidiomycota, Malasseziomycetes, Malasseziales, Malasseziaceae.